Haemorhous mexicanus (house finch) is the source of this 1653-nucleotide messenger RNA. It is a transcript of the gene ANAPC11, whose product is annotated as anaphase promoting complex subunit 11. Gene Ontology annotation, cellular component: anaphase-promoting complex; nucleus. Lineage: Eukaryota; Metazoa; Chordata; Aves; Passeriformes; Fringillidae. The coding region runs from base 654 to 1571 and encodes 305 amino acids. The transcript has 2 exons. Gene Ontology annotation, biological process: protein ubiquitination; anaphase-promoting complex-dependent catabolic process; positive regulation of mitotic metaphase/anaphase transition. Gene Ontology annotation, molecular function: ubiquitin protein ligase activity; zinc ion binding; cullin family protein binding. The record is from RefSeq and is a predicted model, not a curated record.
GGGACCAGGAGCGGGACAUGCGGGUGCGCGUGCGGAGCUGGCACGGAGUCGCGUCCUGGCUGUGGGUGGCGAACGACGAGAACUGCGGCAUCUGCCGGAUGGCCUUCAACGGCUGCUGCCCCGACUGUGAGUGCGGGGCCGGGGCCGGCACCGGCCGCUGCGCGCCGGGCGGGGCUGACGGUGUGUCCAUGCCGCAGCAGGUGCAGCAGCAUUGCCCCAUGUGCCGCCAGGAGUGGAAGUUCCGCGAGUGAGGGCGGCACCGGGCACGGGCCGUGACCCGCCCCCGGCCGGCCCGGGCCCGCCCAGUAAAUGUGCGACGCCAGUCGCGUGUCUGUGUCCGGUGCUCCGCGCUCGGGGCCGGUGCUCGCGGGGCGGGCGAGGCGGGACCCCCGCCCGGGUGCCGCUGCCGCGCCGGCACCGUGCGCGCUGCUCGCGCUGUGCCGCCCCGCCGAGCCCCGUUCCUGCGGACGGCCCGGCCCCGCCGCUGCCCGCUGGGCAGGACCUCGGGGCCGCUCUCCGAUCUGCGCCGCUCGCCAGCUCCGACACCGGCGGCUCUGCCGAACCCGACCUGCGCUGCUAGCCAGCUCGGCCCACUGCCCCGGGGCUCCGCACCGCGGUGAGGACGGGGCUGGGGCUGGGACGGGGCACGGUUCAUGCUCCCUCCGCGGGUUCCUGAGCCCCCUCAGCCCCGCGGUGCUCUGCAGCGAGCGGCGGAGCAGGGGGCGGGCGGGGGCUGCCCCUGUCUGCAGCCAGCGCUGCCGGCACAGCCCCCAUCCCCCCGCUGUGCCGGUGCUCCUGCAGGUGCUGUGUGUGACAGGUGUGGCUGUGGAGCUGCCAGGAGCUCUCCUGUGCAAGGCAGGCCUGAUUCUGUCCCUGGACCCCGUGGAGUGUGCGGCUGCCUGAGUGGGGCUGGUGGCUCUGGGGUGACAAUAAACCUGCUUGGGAUGGCUCUCUCUUGUCUGUCCUUGCUGGGGAGGGGGGAGCCCACCCAGACCUGGGAGCUCUGGGCUGCUGAGCUCUCCAGUCCCUCCUAUGGUGCUGAGGCUGCUCAGGUACCCAGCAGAACAAAAUCCCCUGGGCGUGAGGCUGCCCAAGACUCGUGGGAGCUGCAGGGCACAGUGCAGGGCCAGCAGGGAGAAGGGGCUGUGCAGGGUGUCUGCAGGCCUGGGGCUCCUUUCCCUGUGUGCCCCCAAAGACCCUGCUCCCCCUUUGUGCUGCAGGGGACCUGGCACAGCCUGUGCCCAGGCCUGGGGCAGCUCUGGCAGCAGGACACAGACUGGGGGGCAGUGGGCUGGCAGCUGAUCCCUGGCAGGGGCACCCCUGGGUCACCACCUCCCCACAGGGUGAGUCCACAGCACACAUCCAGCCUGGCUGCAGUGCCCAUGCCAGUGCUGGUGCCAGGGCCUGCCUGGCCCCCGGGGCUCCUGUGCUCAUUAGAACACAGCCAAGGAGUGCCCCCACUCCCACCACUGCCCCUGGCUGUAGCUCUGACAAACAUGGACCUGCCCUGCUGUGCCAGCCAGAACCCAGGAAGGGCCAGCAGGGCUGAGUGGUGGCUGCCCUGGGGCUGAGCAGCCCUUGUGCUAUGGAGCUGCAGGGAUGAGGUGAGUGUGGCGCUCCCUCUCAGGACCAGUGCACGUGUGCCCUGUGCUC